GGCGGUAGAGUAUAGACGUCUUCUUACGCUCGCAACGGCACGGUUUGUCGAUCGCCGCGCAUUACUGAUUAUGUUCGAAGUUCGUGUUCGAACAGGGAAACGAAGUUUAGUUGAUCUGCCCGCUUUAAGUUGAAGUCGCAUUUGUUUGUCCCGGGGCAUAUCUUCCCGUUUGUACGUACGGUUCCGGGCGAAAGGUCGAAGGUGUUUUUCCGCGUGCCGCAACUAUGUGUCCAAUGUGUCUAUUUGUCGCCACCGCAUAGUACUCGAGAUGUACGUAAGCCUGUACGAAAGUGAAUGGUAACCUGGUGCCCACUCUCUGGUUUGCCGGCAUAUUGUGUGCGUAAACGUCGUCCGUACCCUUUUGGAAGAUAAAGGUGGUUCUAGCCUUCAGCUUAAUAUCUACAGGCUUGGACCAAAAACGGACGGAAGUGGCAGAGUAUUGAGAAGCGUCAUCACUUCACGCGCAACCAGUACCCAAUGUGUUGUGGUGUGGCGGCCCUUAAGUCUAUAACCGUGACAUUGAAAGCAUGUCUCUGCACGAAUGGUACCGCAGGCGGGAGCGAGGUCUGCCACCGCGCAUUGGCGACACCGACAUGAUCCAUCGUACCAUCUUCCGGUCACUGCAGCCAAAGUUACUGCCGAACGAUCUGUCACGUCCCUACCGGUAUGGGCAGGAUUGUGGCGCUAUUUGUAACCUGGAGUUUUCACCCGAUGGAACAAUGUUAGCAGCAGCGUGUGAAUAUAAAUCAAUCGUAUUGUUUGAUCCACUCACCGAAAAGCAGAUAUGCGCCGUUGACAACGCUCACGAUGGAAGCGUUAAUUGCAUCAGAUUCGUAGACACCCGUACCUUUGCCAGUUGCUCGGAUGACACCACCGUUGCAUUGUGGGAUUCGCGUAACCUAUCGACGAAGCUGCGCACGCUAAACGGUCACAGCGGGUGGGUGAAGAACAUCGAGUACGCGAAACAGGCCGGACUGCUCAUCUCGUCCGGACUGGACGGUUUGGUGUACGGUUGGGAGCUGAACAACAGCACGGAGCAGGGCUGUACGUACCAGCGGUUGCUGUACAUGCCGGGACUGAUGCGGUGCCGACUGGCACCGGAUGAAACACGCCUGGUGCUCUGCACGAGCAACGGUUACUUAAUGCUUGUACACGAUCUGCACCUUGCCCGCUUUGCCGGCGAUCUCGUCGACUUUCGCCCAAACAUUCACCGAUUGAAUCUGAUGCGUAAGCAACGGGUCCCGUCCGCUUCACGCAAGACUACCGCGAUCUCCGACAGCAGAAAGAGAAAUCGUAUUGAGUUUGUGAGCGACUUUCCACCCGGUGACGAUGCGGAAAUGAUUAGCGGAUUAACGAUACAUCCUCAAGGCUGGUGUGCUGUUAGUAGAAAUAUUUCGUAUGACGAAAAAACAGAGUGGUCCGUUGUACAUGAUAUACAAAGUUGGAGUGAAGAAGAAAACAACACGGAUCAAGAGAACGUAAAUCCGGAAAGGGAAGACGAGCUCGAGGUGAGACAAGAACCGUAUCCAGAGGGAGAUAAUCGGUACGUUUUUGUGGAUGAAAAUAAACGACAACUCAACAGCGCCGUGCUGAGUGAGUCGACAUGGUGUAAUACGCAACGGAAUGUGAUCAAUAAUGUUUUUCCGAGUCAUUCGGGUGCGUCGUGCCCAAACCUCGCAGAUACACCGCACUUAAGACUGUCACCAAACGAAACCAAUGUGGAUGAACGGAACGGAACCACCAUCAGCAACGAGAAGGGUGUGUGGCCACCGGAAGCAACCGUGCGGAGGAAACGUGCGACCAACCACGUGCCAGCCGAUGGUGGCCGGUUGCUCUACUACAUCCAAGAAUCGAACAAGGUGGAGGGCUAUAUGCGGGAGGCGUGCUUUUCACCUGAUGGACGGGUGAUAUGUUCGCCGCAUGAUGAUUACGGCGUACGGUUGCUAGCGUUUAAUGAGCACUGCAACGAGAUGCAGUACGCGAGACAGUACAGCGGCAAUGGGAAUGAACCGCAGAUCCUGAGGGAACUGAAGUACAAACCGUGCCAACCGCACGUUGUAAUUAGCAGCCAGUUUAGCCCACGGUUCCCAUUGCUUGUUACCGGCUGUCUGCUGGGUAACGUUGUCUGGAAUCUACCGGUGUUAAGUUGAGACGGCGAUGCGUACAAGUACUGAACUAAAGUAUACGAGACGUGGGGAUGGUACAGUGGAGAAUAAACUAUUCAAUUACUGGUAAAAUUAA
This is a messenger RNA of Anopheles funestus (African malaria mosquito), 2241 nucleotides long. Its product is annotated as DDB1- and CUL4-associated factor 10 homolog. The record is from RefSeq and is a predicted model, not a curated record. The transcript is spliced from 8 exons. Gene Ontology annotation, molecular function: protein binding. Gene Ontology annotation, cellular component: Cul4-RING E3 ubiquitin ligase complex. Bases 528 to 2150 code for a protein of 540 amino acids. Lineage: Eukaryota; Metazoa; Arthropoda; Insecta; Diptera; Culicidae.